Molecule: messenger RNA, 2970 nt
Organism: Pelagomonas calceolata
Lineage: Eukaryota; Pelagophyceae; Pelagomonadales; Pelagomonadaceae
Source: the annotation of a GenBank genome assembly
AUGCCCCGCAAGGGCGCCCAGGCCAAGGCCUUCGCGGCGCAACAAGCCAAGAAGCGCGAAGCAGAGAAGCAAGAGGCAAGAGCGAAGGUCGACGCCGAAAAGAACAACGCGAAAGGCAUUUCCGAGUGCCGAGAUGUAGGGCAAUUGAUGCGCAUGCACCGCGCCAACAGUGAAAGAAUAGAACACAUGGAAGAAGCGCAAGAAAAAGAAGCUAAAAGGAAAGAAGCGGAACGCGCCGCGAAGGAAAAGGAGCUCGAGGAGAACCAGGGCAAGUCCUGGUGGGACCGCUUCCUGCCCAAGCCCAAAGGCCCUCGGGAAGCCACGUCUCCCAACAAGGUGCAGCAGCAGCGCGACAACAUCGAGCAAUUCUACGACCUGCUGAAGUGCUCGAAACAUGUGAAACGGGAGAUCCAGGCGGUCUUCAAGGCCUUUGACGCGAACAAAGACGGGUCCCUCAACAUUAAUGAAUUCCGGACUUAUUUGAAAGAACCGAAGGAGCGGAUGCCCUUCCUCAACAGGAUCUUUUUAACGAUGGACAACGACGCCAUGGACGGCGCCGAGCGCGUCAAUACCUAUGGUAUUGGCGAGCUCGACAUGUUCGAGUUUUUUGUGAUUAACAGCGUCCUUUGCGUCGAUGGCGUCAUGAUCCACACGCAGGUCGGCUACUACUCCAUCUGCUCCCUACCGAGGGGCGACUACGCUAUCAGAUUUAUUUGGGACUUGUACGAUCCAAGACGCACAGGUGAAAUAGACAGCGAGACGUUCCGGUGCAUGAUCCGCGAAGGCAUGUCCGCCAUGUUACCUGAUUAUUUAUUGCGAGGGGACGAGCCGCUCCCACCGGCCGUCACGGAGCAACUCGAAAAAAUAAGAAAGGAGCAGGGCGAGGAGCUCUGGACAAAAUUAAGAUAUGGGGAUGUCGCUGUUCGCACAGAUGGCAAUGGGGAACGGCAUCUAGCGAUCGUCAAGGACCACACGGACUACAGUGUCACGGUCCAAGAUAUAUAUAGUCUGGAGAACGCGAUGGGCUGGACGCAGUCAGAUGACAACACCUUUACCUACCACAUGAAUCGACACGUCGUCCAUGAGCGGGUGGCGCCGCCGCUGCCCGGUGACGACUUAUUCGAUGAAGCUUUGGAAAAGUUCAUGUUUCUGUCGGCGGACAACGACGGCGACGGGUCGAUUACGUUGAAGGAAUUUCGACACUUCAUCCGACGACGCGUGGCUUGCGGCGAGCCGUCGCCGUAUGCGGCCUUCCUAGCGUUCCAGAAGAAGCUGCGGAGUGUUGGGGGUUUGGGUGAUUCGUUCUGGGACGCGCGGACUUUGGAUUUAGCCGUGACGCUGGAGAAGCAUGGGUUAUGGAGUGCGUGGGAGCUGCAUCGGCACUUCAACCUCGGUAAAAUAUGUAAACGGCCGCCGCCGAAAAAAGGCGGGGAGCCGCCCUUGCUACCGCCGGAGAAAGGUAAAAAUGACGGUCCCGUCGACACGCUCAACGUCAAGCCGCCGCCGUUGCCCAAGAAGCCGCGGAAGAAGGCCUUGAAGGGCGAGGAUCUGAUCGACCAGGCGCAAGAAAUCGACUUCGCCGCGAUGGUCGCGGCGUCGGGUCCGAACGUCGAACAAUUAGUUGCGGAGAACGCCCGUAGGGUCGUCCGAGACAAGCAGGCGCAGGGUGCCACCUUGACGGUAGUGCUACAAAAAGCGAAGGGUCUCCAACGAGUCAAUGGACUACUGGAAGGUCCUAGACCAGAUGUUUUUGUGACGGUCGAAGUGGAAAACGAGGAAUUAUUUACGUCGCCUUUGCGCUAUGAGACCAUAAACCCGAACUGGACGACGGAAGAAAAUGGAGUUAUCGAGGGCCACGCCUUCGACCCGUGCGGCGUGCCCGAAAAGUUGCAGUUUCGGCUCUGGGAUCGUAUAAGUGACAAGGAGCGGCAGGCGCUCGGCUUUGCGUUAAUAAGGAGAAAGAGGUUGUGGGACGUCUGUACGACGAAGAACCGCACGGUUGGCUUGCAGGUGAUUGGGCGGAUCGGCGGCACGGAGAUCCAAGCUACUGGUGAAUUGUGGGUGGAGUUGCGGUGGGAGCCGCGACCGUUUGAUCCCGCCCUCAAUAUUGACCAAUCACCAGAUAAAUGGCGCCCCCCCACACCGGAGGAGGUAAGGCCAGAAACUCCCAUUACCGACGACGAAUCUGAGACCUCGGAGAUGCGGGCGAUGCGCGAACUCGAGGAGCAGCUAGCGGAACAGGAGCGGCUCCUGACGCCCGUCCUGAAGCUGAAGAAGCCGGACUUCGAGUACAAGCCUUUACCUCCAAUAAAUGAUAAUAUGAUAAGGAAGCCUCAACAAAUAUGUGCGUGCGGCUUCUCUUGUGGGCUGGAGGUGGACUUUCUACGGCAUUGUCUUGAAUGUGAAUCGAGGGAAGGCGACACGGUCGACCUGCUGCUGCUGAUGCGGACCUUGGAUCCUGACGUUCAUCGUAAGGAGGCCGCGAUCCGCUCUAUGUCAACCGCGCCCGCGCCGUCUCCCAUAAACGUCUUGACGCUCGAGGCGGCGACGCCGUCGAAGAAGAAGAAACGCAAGAAGCGGCAAGCUGAGGCGCCGGCACCAGCAGCUAGAAUGGGCCGCGAGUCCUACGACGCCUACCCGGCCGAGAUUUUGACCCUGGAAGAUAUUCCGGGACGGCCCGAGUCCGCGGGCUUGAGGUUGGACGGGAGCGCGCUGCGGUCGCCCUUCCUCAACGCGCGCCCGGGGUCCUCGCGGCCCGGCACGGCAUCGCGGCCCGGCACGGCGAACUCGGACAAGUCCGUGACCUGGAAGCUGCCGUCCCUGCCGGCCGUGAAGCAGUCGGAGUUGGGGGAGGUCGAGGACCCGACGGCGUUCCCGGCGCCGCUCGUCGCCAAGGACGACGGCGUCAAGCCGAAGAAGAAGGGGUGGUUCGGGCGUCGUUCCCGGACGCCACCACGUACGCCACCCUAG